Syngnathus acus (greater pipefish) is the source of this 2805-nucleotide messenger RNA. Its product is annotated as corticotropin-releasing factor receptor 1. The coding region runs from base 369 to 1739 and encodes 456 amino acids. The transcript is spliced from 13 exons. Lineage: Eukaryota; Metazoa; Chordata; Actinopteri; Syngnathiformes; Syngnathidae. Gene Ontology annotation, molecular function: corticotropin-releasing hormone binding; G protein-coupled peptide receptor activity; corticotropin-releasing hormone receptor activity. Gene Ontology annotation, cellular component: plasma membrane; neuron projection. Gene Ontology annotation, biological process: cell surface receptor signaling pathway; adenylate cyclase-activating G protein-coupled receptor signaling pathway. The record is from RefSeq and is a predicted model, not a curated record.
GGUGGGCGGUGCGCUGACGCGCGUGUCCGCGGCGCGUCACCGCCAGCUGGAUGUGCCGACGCGUCGUGGACUUGUGGUCACGCCGGCAGAAGGACAGGAAGAAGGAGGACGAGGAGGUUCGCUUGAGGACGGACGGAGGGACAGGGAGGGAGAGGAGCGAUCGCCAGGCAGGCAGGUAGCCGGCCGGCCGGCUGGCCGCAGACAACAACACUCUUCCACCUGCCCGCCCCGCCCCCCGCGGUGCCCACCCACCAACACUCCAAGUGGUCCCCGUGAACGCAACAUACGCUCUCCCCCAUGAGCGCAACAACUUGUCUUCUUUUUCUCCUUCUCUUUUCUUCCUGUUCUGGGAACGAUGUAAGGGCAAAAUGUUUGUCCUCCAGAUGUGCGCCGCCUUCUUGGUCUUCCUGCCGCCGGGUCGCCAGGCCGAUUUGACGUGCGACGCCAUCCUCGCAGCGGCCGCUGACGCCUCCUCCUCCGGACAAUGGCUGGAAUCGUCCUCCUGGAACGAGACACAGAGCAACGGCAGCGUCGCACAGAGCAACGGCAGCGUCGCACAGAGCAACGGCAGCGUCGCACAGAGCAACGGCAGCGUCGCACAGAGCGUUGCGGACGUGUACUGCGAGGCGGCGCUGGACGGCAUCGGCACCUGCUGGCCCCGCAGCCCCGCCGCUCACGUGGUGUCCAGACCUUGUCCCGAGAUGUUCCACGGCGUCCGCUACAACACCACCAACAGCGUGUACAGGAAGUGCCUGUCCAACGGCACGUGGGCUCCCAAGGGCAACUACUCCAUGUGCAAGGCCAUCCUGCACCAAGAGAAAAAGGGCAAGAUGCACUACCAGAUGGCGGUGAUCAUCAACUUCCUGGGACACGUCAUCUCCAUGCUGGCGCUGCUGGUGGCCUUCUUCCUCUUCCUGUGUUUGAGGAGCAUCCGCUGCCUGAGGAACAUCAUCCACUGGAACCUGAUCAGCGCCUUCAUCCUGAGGAACGCCACCUGGUUCGUGGUGCAGCUCACCAUGAGCCCCGAGGUGCACGAGAGCAACGUGGUGUGGUGCCGCCUGGUCACGGCCUGCUUCAACUACUUCCACUCCACCAAUUUCUUCUGGAUGUUUGGCGAAGGCUGCUACCUGCACACCGCCAUCGUGCUCACGUACUCCACCGACAAGCUGCGCAAGUGGAUGUUCAUCUGCAUCGGCUGGUGUAUCCCGUUCCCCAUCAUCGUGGCCUGGGCCAUCGGGAAGCUCUACUACGACAACGAGAAGUGCUGGUUUGGGAAGCGGGCGGGCGUUUACACGGACUACAUUUACCAGGGUCCUAUGAUUCUGGUUCUGGUGAUCAACUUCAUCUUCCUCUUCAACAUCGUCAGGAUCCUGAUGACCAAACUGCGAGCGUCCACCACCUCGGAGACCAUUCAGUAUAGGAAAGCGGUGAAGGCCACGCUGGUGCUGCUCCCCCUUUUGGGCAUCACCUACAUGCUCUUCUUCGUCAAUCCCGGCGAGGACGAGAUCUCGCAGCUGGUCUUCAUCUACUUCAACUCCUUCCUGGAGUCCUUCCAGGGCUUCUUCGUGUCCGUCUUUUACUGCUUCCUGAACAGUGAGGUGCGCUCGGCCGCCAGAAAGCGCUUCCGCCGCUGGCAGGAGCAGCACUCCAUCCGGGCCAGGAUGACGCAGGCCGUGUCCAUCCCCACCUCGCCGUCGCGGGUCAGCUUCCACAGCAUCAAGCAGUCCACCUCGCUGUGAAAAGUCCAGCAAGAUUAUCGGGGCCGGCCGGCCCGGGGCUCGGCCUCGCUUGGUCGGCUUUCCGCACAUUCCGCACUUUGUUGCAAAGUUCUUUUCCCGCCCCGAACACGUGCGCGGCGGCAUUCCUUCGGUUCGGGCGUGUCACUUCCUGCGUCCUAAAAAGGCAAAUGCUAAGCUACGCUAGCGAAUGCUAAACUAAGAUAGCAAACAAACGCGAGAGAGCGAGCACUCCUUUGUGCAAGAGCGCCACAGAGCAGCCUGCACGGCGGCCGUGCGGCCUCCUCUGCCAGCUAGCAAACGCUAAGUUCACACCGAGAGAGCCAGCCGUGAAUACGUUGUCAGCAGCGGCGUGCCGCUCCCAUGCUUGGAAGCAAAACAACGUGGCGAGCUUCCCUUCACGCUGUUCCCGAUGCGGUCCAAACGGCCGCUUGUCUGCUCCACUCCGGCGCUCUUGGUCUCCUUCCGUUGACAUGGUAAGAUGCGUUGAGAUAGUAUUCUUCACAUUCCCGCCAUUUGAGCGUUUGAUUGCGCGCCGCGAGCAUCCUCUGAAGAAUCCUCUUUUUAGCCCUCCAUCAACAAUGCUCUUGUUCAACAUGGUCUCCAUGUAGAAAUGACUCAUUUUUUAACCACGAAAAGCUCUGCAGACUUCCUGCUGCCAUCAGUCACAUGAUACGGUGUUUGUUCUAUUUAUUUUUAUUUAUUUGACAACCCCCCGCCCCCCCAAUGUCACAUGCAAAACUUGUAAUUCGCGCUCUCAAACGAUGUGAAGACACACACACACACACACACACACGGUGAUUUUGACAAAUGCGCAAGCUUCCUCUGGAGGCACGCAAGGCGCACGUGCACCUUGCUCACUUGCGUUUGCUCACUUGACCUCAAACAUUACAAGAAAGCUCUCACUUGCACUCAACCAAACUGGCAUCCGGCCAAAACAGUCCAAGAAGCGCUCACAGACACAUGCAAUUUACAAGUACAAAAUUGAAGCCCUUUAUGUGGUCUCCCAGGUCUCCCCUUUUCCUACUGACUAAUAAAGUGUGUGUAGUAUUGACUCCAACCAAACACA